ACAGGAAUCUAUAUUGGUUGGCGCUGUCCAGAAUUUAAACAUGACUGUCAGAGACUGACCCGUCAAUCAAAAUGUUUCUGUGGUCAUUAUUUAGCAGAACAUAACAAAUAUACAGGUAAAAGUGUCAGGGUGCCCUGUAAACAAUGUCCAUGUAAAGCUUAUGCCUGGAUUCCAGCAAGACCUGAAGAAAUUGGAGAAUUCUGGCACCAGAGAAGACGAGAUUUUGAUCCUAGUGCCUGGAGAGCUAAAUGUAAAUGUAAACAUCAUCAUGAACAACACGAUCCUAAUACCAGUCAUAGAUGUAAAGUUUCAGGUUGCUCUUGUGGAAGAUUUUUCUCAGAUUUUCUGUGUGCAGCUUGUGAUCGACAUUGGGAGGUCCAUGAAACAUUUUUUGAGACAGAAGACAUGAGGGCUCAGAAUGGUUUACCAAUAGGUAUGUAA
Messenger RNA from Lottia gigantea (owl limpet), 441 nucleotides. RefSeq lists its product as hypothetical. NCBI's taxonomy places the organism in Eukaryota, Metazoa, Mollusca, Gastropoda, Lottiidae. The transcript has 3 exons. The annotation marks the transcript as partial. The record is from RefSeq and is a predicted model, not a curated record.